This is a messenger RNA of Bactrocera neohumeralis, 928 nucleotides long. It is a transcript of the gene Vps20, whose product is annotated as charged multivesicular body protein 6-A. Gene Ontology annotation, cellular component: ESCRT III complex; multivesicular body. NCBI's taxonomy places the organism in Eukaryota, Metazoa, Arthropoda, Insecta, Diptera, Tephritidae. Bases 100 to 762 code for a protein of 220 amino acids. The transcript is spliced from 3 exons. The record is from RefSeq and is a predicted model, not a curated record. Gene Ontology annotation, biological process: late endosome to vacuole transport via multivesicular body sorting pathway; vesicle budding from membrane.
UUAAGUGUAAGAAGCAGACGUUUAUUUGUUUUGCCAUUUGUAUUAAAAUAUUUUUUUAGAAUUCAUAUACUUAAUUAGGAAAGAACAAAUUGACUGCCGAUGGGUGCACUGUUCACAAAAAGUAAAAAGCAAAGCCGUGUUACUGAACACGACAAGGCUGUGCUGCGAUUGAAACAACAACGAGAUAAGCUGAAACAGUAUCAAAAACGUAUUGAAUUACAGCUUGAAAAAGAUAGGGAGCUAGCCAGAAAAUGUCUUCAAACAGGACGACGGGACCGGGCUAAAUUACUACUUAGGAAGAAAAAGUUCCAAGAAACACAACUUAACAAUGCGGAUAAGCAAUUAGAAAACUUGGAAAAACUGACUGCUGAUUUGGAGUUUGCUCAGGUAGAAUUGCAAGUGAUAGAAGGCUUAAAGCAGGGUAAUGCAGCCCUUAAGAAAGUACAUGAUUUAAUGGAUAUUAAUGAGAUAGAAAAGAUCAUGGACGAAACAAGGGAAGGAGUGGAAAAGCAACAAGAAAUAGAUGCCAUAUUAUCAGGAGCUCUCAGCCAAGAAGACGAAGAAAAUGUAUUAGCUGAAUUAGACGCAUUAGCUGCGGAAGAGGCUACUAGUUUGUUACCUGAGGUUCCAGCUGAAGACUUACCUGAAGCCAAUGCGCCGGUGGAAGAUGCUACUCUCACUGCUGAAAUUGAUGCUGAUGCGCCAAAAAAGAAGCGCAAGAACCUAUCAGAACAGAAUAAAAAAGUGCUUGUGGAAGCAUAAAUGUACAUAUGUAAAUACCUAUCUCUUUACACUUUCGUAUUCAAUUAGAUUCGGCAACACCGUCUACAAUCGUUUUUGUUUGCUUUUAUUGUUUAAAUUAAUACUAAGUCACUUAGUUUAAAUAUAUAUGCAUAAAAGGUUUUAUAAAUAAAUUUAUAAUACGAAA